Messenger RNA from Exophiala spinifera, 819 nucleotides. RefSeq lists its product as uncharacterized. The record is from RefSeq and is a predicted model, not a curated record. Bases 1 to 819 code for a protein of 272 amino acids. Lineage: Eukaryota; Fungi; Ascomycota; Eurotiomycetes; Chaetothyriales; Herpotrichiellaceae. The transcript is spliced from 3 exons.
AUGUCCUCAUACCUCGUCACCGGUGCUGGCCGGGGCAUUGGACUCGAGCUCGUCAGGCAGCUCGCAAAACAACCGCCGGGCGACGUCUCUACGGUCUUUGCAGCUACCCGAGGCAAAGCGUCCGACACCUUAAAGAGGAUCAUCGACAGCUCAUGCGGACGAGUCGUGCACGUUUCGAUGGUGAUUACCGAUCGUUCCAGUCUCGACCGAGCUGCAUCAGAAGUCGAAGACAAACUCGGCGGCCGAGGUCUCGAUGUCCUGAUCAACAACGCCGGAGUCAUGCCAAGUGACGUCCGAGGAGUCGUGGAGAUGAGCACUCUGCGAUAUGCCCUCGAGGUCAAUCUAGAGGGUACACAGGAGACCACGGCGGCCUUCAUGCCCCUCUUGAAGAAAGGCAAGGGGAAAAAAGUGGUCAACAUGGAAGUAUACCCGCGGAGCCUUGGCCCGCUGCACCCGCCCCUCAUCGGCUUUUCUGACACAAGCUUUGGUUCGAUAGCUCAGGCGCCGAAGUACAACUGGAUUCCAACACCGUCGUACAAAAUCUCAAAAGCCGCUCUGAACAUGUUGACAGUGCAGUAUGCACAGGAAUAUGCCAAGGAAGGCUUCACCAUUUUUGCACUCUCACCUGGGUGGCUAAAGAGUGAUAUGGGGUCUGAGCGUGCCGAUUUGGACGUCGAGGUCGGUACGGAGGCGACGCUCGAUGUCAUCUUCAAGAGUACCUCGGAAAAUACCAACGGUACAUUCCAAAACAUUCUUGUCCCAGGUUGGGAGAAUGCCGAAGGUCCAAAUCAAUACGAUGGAAAGAUGAUUCCGUGGUAG